Molecule: messenger RNA, 853 nt
Organism: Pyrenophora tritici-repentis Pt-1C-BFP
Lineage: Eukaryota; Fungi; Ascomycota; Dothideomycetes; Pleosporales; Pleosporaceae
Source: RefSeq, a predicted model, not a curated record
GUCAGAUAGCAGGGUUACUCGACGUUGGCAGCAACCAAUCAGCGUAGAGAGGGUCAGUGCGCCCCUCAAGAGGGCCACAAGCGCGGACACACGAUAGACAGAACACAAUACACACAAUCAUCAACAUCCAUCACUUUUGUGCAAUAUCUCAUUAUAUCUGACAAUUAAGAGUCUCACUGCCUCAAUAACGAGCGAUAAAACCACGAAAAUGGCAACAAUCCAGACCCAACGGGACGCGACGGUCAUCCUCACCGACUCAAGCAACUGGAUCCCUUGGUACCGCCAACUUAAGCUGAAAUGCCAGUCGCAAGGCAUUUGGCCACUGUUGGACCCCGAAGGAGUGCGACUCCAGCGCAUCCAACCGGAGGCUCCGCUACCCCCAGACAUUUCGCAGUAUGAACCGUCAAGUAGCCCCUCAGCUGCCUCAUCGCAUACCACCCGAAACGCUAGAGGCAACACGCGAGGAUCAGCACAAGACACUACAGAAAUGUCGACAACAACCUCACGAAUCCCCACUAUACCAACGCGAGUGUCAGAACUCUCAGAGAAAGGACAAGAAGCGUAUAAGGAGGAUCGCGACGACUACAAGCUGCGCCUUGAGUCAUACAAAAUACGGGAGAGGGACUAUCAAGAAGAAAGCAACAAAAUCUCAAAGAUGGUCGAACACAUCCUUACAACCGUAACACCCCAUUUACAACUUAGCUGUUGCGCCGAGAACGGCACGCCGCGCGACUGGAUAACCGCCCUCCAAGACACAGUUGGAGUGGAUGAAGACGAGGAGAGAGCGCGAGCACGAGAGAGAUACCAAGCCGCACUCAAGCCAAUGCGUUCAACCACAAACUGGGAGACGUGA